AUGCCGUUCUUUCGCAAGCAGAGACGAGGGCCUUUGAUAACCCCAUCGCUGCCUGAUCACCAGGACAGCAAGCCUUCAAAGACAGGAAGCCACUCGAUCCGUGCACUUUUCACCGGCAAAAAGACCCGGCCUGCAGCCCAUCCCAGUCCCACCACUCCAACGCUACCCAACGGCAGCGAAACAGGUAUAGGACCAAACACCACCGUCAACACUCAGGGAACAUUCUCAAUCUCAUUCCACCCCAAGACACAAACCACACUCUGCUGGCAGAACAUCGAUCCUCCGGAUGAUCUACUGGUUUCUCUCGACGAGAAAGCCCUCGAACAGCAAUUCCUGUUAAAUCGAUCCCGAACCACUGAGAUGAUCGAUACCAGCAGAACCACGUCCCCCAAGUACACGUCCCCGAAGGUAGCGGCGGCGGCAGCAGCAGCAGCAGCAGCAGCAGCCGCCGCCGCCUCCCUCCUCCCGGGCUACAACGACGUGAGCGGCUCCGUCAUCGUCGACUGGAACGGGUAUCCGCAUUUCCUCUCUCCGCAGGAGGAAGUCGACCGAAAACUACAGCUGGAGGCAGCGGUGCAGGAGCGGAUGUUGGGGUUGCCGAGGCGGACGGAUUUCGCCUGGGAGCGGCCCGGUGCCCACCAGCAGGGUGGUCAUUAUGCUCCUCCGAGAUAUACGCCGGCAAGCUCGAAGUCCGGAUCGCGGUCCUCGCAUUCGAGUACGAGUAGUAGUGGGUCGUCCGCUCGGAGGUGA
Aspergillus aculeatus ATCC 16872 is the source of this 750-nucleotide messenger RNA. RefSeq lists its product as uncharacterized. The coding region runs from base 1 to 750 and encodes 249 amino acids. The transcript has a single exon. The record is from RefSeq and is a predicted model, not a curated record. NCBI's taxonomy places the organism in Eukaryota, Fungi, Ascomycota, Eurotiomycetes, Eurotiales, Aspergillaceae.